AUGUCCAAAGUCAACGGCCAUGCCGUACAAUCCCAGGCUGCCCGCCGCCGCAUCGAACACCACGAGGCUGACGUCGUGAUCAUCGGAGCCGGAAUUCUGGGCUGUGCCCUCGCAGUCGCACUGGGAAGACAAGGGCGAAGUGUGAUCCUACUGGAGGCGUCUAUGAAAGAACCCGAUCGCAUCGUCGGUGAACUACUCCAACCCGGUGGCGUGCAGGCACUUGAAAAAUUGGGCCUGCUGGAAUGUCUUGACGAUAUUGAUGCGAUCCAGGUGAAGGGAUACUAUGUCUCAUAUUAUGGAGAGCCUGUUCACCUCAAUUACCCUAGGGAGAGCCCCUCCGAGCCCGAACCCCGGGGUCGGGCCUUCCACCAUGGCCGCUUCGUGAUGAAAUUGCGCCAGGCUGCGCUGGCGUGCCCAAACGUAACGGUGAUCGAAACAAAGGCAACAGGACUGGUGACUUCGACGGAAUCGGCACAGGUCCUUGGUGUCGAAUGUGUGACUAAGGAUUUGAAGGAUUGCUACUUUGCUCAGCAAACCGUGAUAGCUGACGGGUACGACUCGAAAUUCCGCAAGGGUCACCACCAACACACCCCAAAGCGCCGCUCGAAGUUCUGGGGUCUGGAAAUGAUUGAUGCUCCCCUCCCUGCUCCCUGCUAUGGCCAUGUCCUCCUUAGCGAAAACCCUCCGGUCCUCAUGUACCAGAUCGGCACACACGAGACCCGGAUUUUGAUCGACAUCCCGGAUAACUUCCCCGGAGCGUCAUUAAAGAAUGGUGGUGUGAAAGGCUAUAUGCGUAAUACAAUCUUACCAUCUCUUCCGAAGGAUGUGCAGCCCUCGUUUUUGGCUGCAUUGGAGAAGGGCCAGCUACGGUCCAUGCCGAACUCGUUCCUGCCAGCGUCCACGAAUAAGACCCCCGGGUUGAUCAUUCUAGGCGAUGCGCUAAACAUGCGACACCCUCUCACAGGUGGUGGAAUGACUGUGGCAUUGAACGACGUAUGCUUUGUCCGUGACCUGCUCAGCCCGGAAAACGUGCCAAGUUUCGAAGAUACAGACCUUGUUCUGAAACAGCUCUCCCGUUUCCACUGGUUGCGGAAGAAGUCCUCAACCGUUAUUAAUAUUCUCGCGCAAGCUCUCUACAUGUUAUUCGCCGCCGAUGAUGAGAACCUGCGAGCCCUCCAACGUGGCUGUUUCCGUUAUUUCCAGAUCGCCAACGUGGAUCAGCCCGUAUUGAUGCUCGCCGGUUUACUUAAACAACCCAUUGUCCUCGUCACCCAUUUCUUCACCGUCGCAUUUCUCUCCAUCUGGGUCCUAUUCCGGGAAACACCAGUGACCCAACUCAUCCUGUUCCCCUUCAAAUCCAUCAUGGUCUUCUGGACAGCUUGUGUCGUGAUUGUCCCAUAUAUUCUCGCCGAGCUCUGUUCUUGA
This is a messenger RNA of Penicillium odoratum, 1425 nucleotides long. RefSeq names its product squalene monooxygenase erg1 (gene erg1). Gene Ontology annotation, cellular component: membrane; endoplasmic reticulum. Gene Ontology annotation, biological process: ergosterol biosynthetic process. The coding region runs from base 1 to 1425 and encodes 474 amino acids. The record is from RefSeq and is a predicted model, not a curated record. Lineage: Eukaryota; Fungi; Ascomycota; Eurotiomycetes; Eurotiales; Aspergillaceae. Gene Ontology annotation, molecular function: squalene monooxygenase activity; flavin adenine dinucleotide binding. The transcript has a single exon.